GCUAACACGGUUCCUGACAAGUCUAGAGCAGCACUAGCGCAGAGUGAGACUCAUCAGCUGGCAAGCAGGAUUCGGUGUUUCUGGGUUCAGCAAUCAUCAGGCAGCAGAGAGGACUUGCUCCUCAGCCCCCAUCUCUGCCCCCAUCCCUACCCCGGUAGGCCACCGAGUGAGGUCCAUGGACUGGGGAGGGCCGCGCCUGACGGCUUCUGUGUCUGUCCAUGAGGGCCUGGAGCCCUGACCCUUCUGCCUAGGUUUCUGCCUUUUCUCUCUGUCUUUGGCCCGCUGGGGGAGGGGGUAGAGGCCGGGUGAGCAACAUGGCCCAGAGCAAGAGGCAUAUGUACAGCCGGACGCCCAGCAGCAGCAGAAUGAGCGCAGAGGCAAGCGCCCGGCCUCUGCGGGUGGGCUCCCGUGUGGAGGUGAUUGGAAAAGGCCACCGAGGCACCGUGGCCUAUGUUGGAGCCACACUCUUUGCCACUGGCAAAUGGGUCGGCGUGAUCCUGGAUGAAGCAAAGGGCAAGAAUGAUGGAACUGUCCAAGGCAGGAAGUACUUCACUUGUGAUGAAGGGCAUGGCAUCUUUGUGCGUCAGUCCCAGAUCCAGGUAUUUGAAGAUGGAGCAGAUACUACUUCCCCAGAGACACCUGAUUCUUCUGCCUCAAAGAUCCUCAAAAGAGAGGGAACGGACUCAACUGCAAAGACCAGCAAACUGCGGGGACUGAAGCCUAAGAAGGUGGUGUGUUUACUAUUGGUACCUGGGUGGGGGAGGGCCAUGAGCCCCCUCCCCAGCUGUCCUGCAUGUCCUUGGGCUGCUGCAUGCAUGUUUGUGUGACCUUGGGACUGGGAUGGCCAGAGGAAAUGGCGGCUUUGGCUUUCAGGGUUCCUUUGAGGGAUGCAAGGAUGUCAGGCUCAGUGUCCAGGCUCAGGUGGCACUCAUUAGAGAUGACUCCUGCACCUACUUGUCCCCCCUCCCCACUGCCUUAGGACUUCUAGUCAGAGACUCCAAACAUUCGAAUGUAAAUGUAAAGCAGCAGCAUGGAGUAGGGCAUUUACUGGGUUACACUGGGUUUUCAGUCUGAGUUUGGGGGCAGUGGGAGGAAACCCUGGGAGGUUGGGAGGGGAGAAAAUACCAGAUGAGAUGAUUGGGCAAGGAGGCAGGAGGCCAGGGAGCAGAGCACAGGAAGAACAGUCCUGAGUUGGAAAGCUGGAGAGUCUGUGUGUGUGUUUCUGGGCGGGCGCUAGCCAUGGAUGCCCACCCUUGCUCUGCUCCAUCGGUCUUUUCCUGCCUCUUCCUGCCUCUGGUGCUGUGCUGAGGCCCACCUCCCACCCCUUGUAGCCUUCCAUCAGCCAUCAUUGUGUGGGGCUCAACUGUGCCACCCCCAGACACUUUUUAAACUCUUAAGUCACAGCCGUGACCACUUCCUCACACCAGCCUCUGCCUUGGGCUUGUGCCCAAGCCAUCUCUGACCUGCAUGUGCCCGUCUGACCUGUAUGUCCUGUGCCGUAUGUAUGGUUCUGUGAUUUCCUUGUGGCCAGCUGUCUCAGGCUCUUCGGACCUGCAUGGAGAGCUACUGGAUUGGGGCAGUGGGUGGGGAGAGGAAAACAUCUUUUCGACUCCUGGUUGUCCAAGGUCCCCACUCUUGCCAUGGAAGAGACCACAUUUUGGUUUUGCUUUGAGGUCCUGGCUCCGGUGGGAGUGGGGAUGUAAGAAGGAAAAUAAUGCCUAAAGGAUGCUGAACCCAUUACAAGGUUAUAGAAACUUGGCUUCUUCCCUGGAUUAUUGUCUUCUCUUUGGGGCUCCCAGUCUUGCCUCAGGCCCUGGAGUAGAGAAGAGCAUGGACCUGCAGUUCGAUACCCAUGGAGGAGUUCUCGCCACAGGGGGAGCUGACCCUGGGCAGGGCCUGAGCUAUGUCCGAAAGCGGGGGUUUGGGCCGCUACCUGGGGAGAUGUGGCAAAGCCCAGCCUAAGCUACCUGUGCUGGGUUACAGGGCCUUCUUUGCUCCUGUGCACAGCGCCAGAUAGUCCCGUCCACAGCCAGGUCUUCCUUUCCAGUGGCUCUCUCACAGCAGACCACUUAGCCCAGGGCCCUGCUCUCACCCCCGGGGGAAACAGGGAGCCAGCACCAGAACCAAAAAAAAAAAGAGGAACUUUGAAGGGGAGGCAGAGGGAACCCAGAUGUCUCUGCAAGGUGCCCAGUCCCUUCUGGAAGGUCUUUAGAGACAGGCUUUAACCUGCCUGCAACCAGGGGAGGUUUGGGGGAGGAGCCAAAUACUGUCACUAGAGCUGCUCCUGAAUGUUCCCUGGGGUUUCUUAGUGUCAUUUUGUGCCCCUCAGAGCGGGUGCUGUCACAGCAGGGGUAUUCUGGGUGCGUGUGCCUCAUGAGAGACCAACCUUAAGGGCGUUGUCCGUGUGUGUAACAGACGAGUGGAGUUGAUGGGGCUGUGGGCAGAGGGGAGUGUAUGAGAGGCUGGUGGAGCAGUGAGGCUCCUGGCCCUGCCCAGUCAUGCCUUGGCCCCAGAGAGUACCGUUUCUGGGAUGGCCCCUAGCCCAGUUUCUUGGACCAGAC
Messenger RNA from Leptonychotes weddellii (Weddell seal), 2561 nucleotides. NCBI's taxonomy places the organism in Eukaryota, Metazoa, Chordata, Mammalia, Carnivora, Phocidae. The record is from RefSeq and is a predicted model, not a curated record.